CAAAAUCACGGGUCGAUUCCAUACGAGGAGCGCACUACAUCCUCCAGUACUCACAAGUAGACUAUACAGACUCUGGUAUGCCUCUCCGCCUCCGUCAGGCGGUCCCGGGGCGUCCCAACGUUCGUUGCCCGCAGAGCACAGGUGUCAUCACUGUCGGAACUUCAGGAUACAUUGCAUAUGCCUCUUCAUCUAAUGUCGUACUCUUGGCGCCAGAGUCCAACCUGGCAGAGACUCUUGAAUUCUGGUUAGCAUUGCCUCAUAGAGCAAGCUCGUCCAAGAAAGGUCAGGUCGAUGGCGUAGUGUGUGCAUCUCAUGACGGAUUUAUCAUUGCAUGGAGCGACAGUAACGUGGUCGUCUGGAAACACCAGCCUCAGAGUCUCGGCAGAAGCAAGUGGUCUAUCCACUCGACCAUUGUAGCUUCAAGUCCUAUAUCGUGUCUCGACUUUCACUCUGGUUCUUUGGCACUGGGGACCCAUGCUGGGAUUGAAUAUUGGCGCAUCAACGCUGGCUCUGAUGUGGUAGUCUGGGAUCGUCUCUGGGAGCGCCAUGUCCCCGAACCUACGUCCAUCAAGAUAUCUCCUUGCUCUAACCAUAUCUGCUGGUUCAAAAAGGACCAAAAGUGUGCAUACAUCAUGACCAUAGACAGGAAAGGCAAACCGGCGGGAGUACCACAAGAGGUACGACAUCCGAGAGAGAUAGCGUGGAUAGGGUGGCGAAAGUCUGGUCCCACCGGUGAUCCCUACCUAUACACUAUCACGACCAACUCGGUCUUCCGGAUCUACUCGCCAGUGCUGGACGACCCUGUAUGGUUUCAGCUCCUCCAUACUCUGGACCACCGAACGUUCAGUCGGCUUUCCACCCCGGCAUCAACCGCAAAGGGCAAAAUGCCAGAAUGGAACGGAUUCGGGGCAAUGUGGGUCUGGGACGCAGAGGUGGUCAAGUCGGCUAUCCGCGCUCAGCUGGAGCAGGCCAAGGUGGAUAGGCCGAAUGGAGUGGAGGCAGGGAUGAAGAUCCUGGAGUCUAUGGAGACGGAAGAGAGUGACGUUGUGGCGUGGGCUGGACCUGAAGGAGGGAUCUCUCUACGUUCCGUCAUCAAUAUGGACAGAAAACCCCCAACUUUACUCAAGUCUCUACCCCUAGCGUGGGCUAGCCUCCCGUCUCUUGCACCUGCCUCGCAGUGGUCCCCACAAACCCUUCUGCUACACAUCCCGGGCUCUUCAAACCUCACAGCCGUGCUAGCUCCGUCCUCCUCUUGUCCUCACACAUCCUCGUUCCGAAUCUCCCUACCCAGCCUUCUCUCCUCCAUACCAGACAGCAUCUACCCCACUAGCUCUUCAUCUCCUGAAGAAUCCACUCCCGUCCAGCUCGACCACAGUAUCACCUCGCUCAUCCGUACGCCCAACGGGCGAGGUCUGCUGGCCCUCUCGGAGCAAGGCGGGGUCAGUACGUGGUACAAGCAGCAGCUUGGUUUCGCUCCUAGCUUGUGGGAUUCUACACAGAAGCCACUAGUGGGCAAGGGCCAGUGGAAGGUCGAACAUGCACCGAGGCAGGGUGCAAUGUUUUCCAAAGGCCGGGCUAUUGUAUUCUAUACGAAGCCUGCGGAUGGACCUGCUACUGUCACUCUGCAGCACCUCAAUCCCGGAAGCGCCACCCCCUUAGACCCCCUCGUGCUACCCCAUUUCAAUCCUUCAGACGACGAUGAGAUAGGCAUGCUAUUGGCAGUCUCGGAUAUCGAUGAUGGGUUUGAUAAGCCCGGUCGACGGACCAACCGGGCUAUCAUCACCGCUGCGACGCAUUCGGGCGAAGCUUGGGUUUGGCGAGUAUCUUCUCGGCUGAAUCCCAAUGGAGAUACACCCUACGGCGAACAGCCCACAGUCUCUCUCCUCUCGCACUAUCGCCUACCGCUCGACCGCACCCAUACGCAGAACAGGCAGAACAUGGUCUUGCCAGUAGACCCGAUGGGGUGGCAUCAGAAUGUGAUUGACUGGGCGACAGAUACGCCUCUGCAGGAUAUGAUUCUGUCCAUAUCUGCGAAUGGUGAUUUGGAGUUUUGGACGCCCAAGCUGGGGCAACAUUUGGCCGGAGAAAAAGCCAAGGAAGAGGAACAGGGUGGAAUGACGCAUACGGAUAGGGCAUGUGAAGUAAAUGGAGGACACAUUCAUAGCAAGGGUGAGGGGAGAGGGGAGGAUGAGCCGUGGGUGAGGACGGGAGUAGUAAAGACGGGGAGGAAGAAUGUCAAGAUGGCGAGAUGUAGUUCGAGAAAGAAGUCUGUUCUGGUGUCCGAGCUGGAAGACGGAAGGCAGGAGAUGACGGUAUGGGACUCGAAAGUCAGCGAGUUUUCGACCGGUUGGGAGUUGACCCGCAUUUACGAAGCGAGCGACAAAAUCCAAGACCUCGAUUGGACGACUACCUCCGACCUCCAAUCCGUCCUAGCCGUCGGCUUCCGCCAUCGAAUUGACCUCAUCUGCGAACAACGCAUGUCCUACGCCGAGACGACCCCCGGGUGGGCUCCUUUCCUGUCCAUCGACAUGUCAGCAUAUACGGGAGUGCCUAUCAACGACUCAAUAUGGCUCGCAGGAGGCAGCUUGGCGGUGGGAGCGGGCAACCAGGUGUACAUGUUUAGCAGAUUCUUGGAAAAGAAGACUGGCGAGAAGAAGGAGGAAGCAGUGGAUGAAGAGGAGGACAUCUUUCAACUCAUUGCUCACCAGAAUGGUCCCUUGGUGGACUAUCAUCCAGUCAUGCUUGCGCAGUGUCUGCUUUGGGAUAAAUCAACACUCGUCAAGAGUAUCUUGGAGCGACUGGUGAAAGCCUUGAAAGAGUGUCAGGAAGAGGGAAAGACGCGUUUGAAAUUCGAGAGGCUGGAUCCGAUCGAAUUUUACUCCUCAAAGGUGACUUCGAAACCUGUCAAGGCUCAUGCUAGGAGAUAUGACAGUCUCUUUGAUUCGGCACCAUUGAUUGAUGACGAGGAGGAGGAUGACUUCAGUCCCAAGACCGUGUCAGACCUGGUCGACAGGCUACAUGGUCCUGUCGAUAUACCAUUAGACGAUGCUACCAAGUCGUUUCUGGCAACUGUGGCGCAAGUCACUCUGGAAGCAGAGCGACAACGCCGAUCCCUCGAUAUCUGCGGGAUGCGCUAUCUCACGUCCAUACGCAUGUCCGUCAACUGGGAUCGUAUCCACAAGACAUCAGGCAAUGUCACGCCCUCAUCCGGGGCAAGUCUUGGGCAGAAUCUCGGCGCGAGCGGCAAAGGAGCUAGCCACUUGUCGUUCAGAAACAUGGUCUGGGCGAUGCAUAGCGAAAGCCAGGAUAUUCUGAUGGAGGCUGCCACCCAAUGUUGCUCUAACGGCAAGAUGGUGUGGAAGGAUGCAAAGAAGUUUGGAGUGUUUUUGUGGCUCAAGUCGGCUGAGACUGCGAAGUCCCAGCUGGAAGUCAUCGCCCGGAACAGGUUUAUGGCCGACGAAGAUCGUGAUCCUACAUCCUGCUCGCUGCUCUUCUUCGCCCUCGGCAAGAAGAAGGUAGUCCACGGUCUAUGGCGCCAAGCUCCUGGUCACAAAGAACAGCAGCUCAUGCUGAAAUUCUUGGCCAACGACUUUACCCUCGACCGCUGGAAGACUGCCGCCGCCAAAAAUGCGUAUGCUCUUUUAAGCAAACAGCGCUACGAGUAUGCAGCUGCAUUCUUCAUGCUCGCGGGCCAAGCCAAAGAUGCUAUCAACGUGUGCUUGAGGCAACUAGAUGAUUGGCAGCUGGGCUUGGCUUUGGCCAGAGUAGUAGAAGGCGGGACAGAAGGACCGAUCUACCGUGUAAUUGUUAGUGAGACGGUGCUGCCUAUGGCGUUUGAGGGUGGCCAUAGGUGGCUGGCGACAUGGGCCUUUUGGGUGUUGGGCCGAAGGGAUCUCUCCGUGAGAGUGCUCAUCUCUCCAAUGGGCGAUGUGGCUAGCAGCUAUGAACCAGAGAAGGCGCUGAAGGUCGGCAAUCCAGACAAUGACGACCCAGCCCUGCUACUCAUGUUCCAAUACCUCAAAGCCAAGUCUUUACAGACUGCCAAGGGCACAAGCGAGGUGUCUGCGAAAAGGGAGUUUGACUUUGUCUUGCACAAUGCUAGAGUAUUCUUUCGCAUGGGAUGCCACAACCUCGCACUCGACUUGCUUCGAUCCUGGUCGUUUGAACGACCGUUUUUCCCCGUCAACAGGCGGCGUCGCAUGUCAAGCAUAUCCCAGCGGGCAUCGACUCCCCAGUCAUCCACGUUCACAUCAACCAACUCUCCUUCAGACACUUGGGUCAGCCCGUCCAGGCGUCGCCGACCGUCAUUUCUACUCUCAGGCACAAAUGGCAGGCCGCGAGAGUCAUCGUUCAUGGACUUGGAUGUCCUUGCUGAGAGUGGAGGCAGUACGAGGGCUACUAGCCCGUCCCAUGUCGAGGAUGAACAGCCAAAGCCUCAAAUCUUGAAUGGACAACCCAAGAUUGAAGAACCUGCUUCAGUCGUUGAAGAGGAGCCAAAGGCGGAAGAACCGCCUCCAAAGAAGAUUGGCAACCUGAUGAAGGAGCUGAAGCAGGACGUGCAGCAAGGCGCUAUGGAGUUCAAUAUGGACAGCUUCUUCUAGACAUAUCUAUGCAUGGCUCCGGA
Messenger RNA from Cryptococcus amylolentus CBS 6039, 4624 nucleotides. RefSeq lists its product as hypothetical. Gene Ontology annotation, cellular component: RAVE complex. The transcript has 15 exons. The record is from RefSeq and is a predicted model, not a curated record. Gene Ontology annotation, biological process: vacuolar acidification. The coding region runs from base 78 to 4601 and encodes 1507 amino acids. NCBI's taxonomy places the organism in Eukaryota, Fungi, Basidiomycota, Tremellomycetes, Tremellales, Cryptococcaceae.